GUUUUUUAGGUUAAGUUCGUUGAUGUUUAGCAGAUAAAUUUUAAAAUUAAUAAUGUCUCACAGUUUACACGGUACUUUUGUAUCUGAAAAGAUUAAUAAGAUUCGUUGGAGGCCUGACGAAUUUAAUAAUUGUCACUUUUUCGUCACAGGAAGUGUAGAUAAUGUUCAAAAUAAUAUUAAAUUGUGGGAUUUUUGUGAAAACAUUGAAGAAGAUGAUAUAUAUCCCUUCUUAGUAUUCAAUGAACCUUAUUGUGGGGACGUUACUGAAAUUGAGUUUUUGAAUGCUGAUUACUUUGUAACAUCUUCGUCUAGUGGAUCUGCACAUCUCAAGAAAAUUAUACCUUCCUACACAGAAAGUACACAAUUAAAGAAUGAAGUUAGUUGGAGUAAGAUACAUGAGUUUAAAAAUGGUGACGAAAGUCCAUGCACUUCUUUAACUACAUAUGAAAACGAUGUUGUCACAGUUGGAGAAGAUGGAACUAUUAACUUGUUGAAUGCUAAGUCUCCAAAGGUUGUAAGGAAAAUUGAUAAUGCUGAUAGCUGCUCUAUACACUGUGUAAUAUUUUUAAAACAUAAUGAAGUAUUAACCAGCAACUUGCGGGGCCAGAUGAAAAUUUGGGACUUGAGAAGCACCGAUGGCAAGCCUAAUAGUACUUUUAUGAUCAGUGGGGAACAAGUGACACCUACUUGUCUUACUUUUCAUCCCACUCAAAGACAUUUGGUGAUUACUGGUGACGAUUUAGGUUCAUUAACAACAUGGGACUUACGUCAUAACACCUAUCCAGUAAAUGUACUGAAUGCACAUGAAGGUGCAGUAUCUGAGAUAAAAUUCAAUCCCGAAUGUCCAGAUCAGCUUUUUACUUGCUCAAGCUCUGGAGAAAUUUGGCAUUGGACCACAAAAGCAGCUGCAGUUCCCUCACUUUUGUUAGAUACUGCUGAGGCUAAUGUAUGGCUGGCACCCGAUAAUGUAAAAAACAAGUUGGAUGUCUUCACUCUUAUGCCCACUCUUGGCAAGCCUAUUAAUUCGUUAGAUCUCAAUAGAAAUAAGGUCAUAUGUGGGUGUGAUAAUGAAGCUAUUUAUCUUAUUAAUGGUGUAAAUUUGUAAUUUGUUUAUUUUUGUAUGACUUUUUAUAAUAAAGCUCUUUGGUCUCAA
Molecule: messenger RNA, 1153 nt
Organism: Diabrotica balteata
Lineage: Eukaryota; Metazoa; Arthropoda; Insecta; Coleoptera; Chrysomelidae
Source: the annotation of a GenBank genome assembly